CUCAUUCUCUUUGUCACUCGGACAGGGAAUCUGAAAAGCACUUGUUCUGUCCUCCUUUCUCAUUUUUUUUUUCUUAAUUUUAAAUUCUCCAUCGACCCAAAUUUAUUUAUUUAUUUAUCUUGCUUGAGAAUCUGAAAAUCAACAUGUUGUUCGUCGAUCAAAGGCAAAAGGGCUCGACGUUGAUCAUCGUCGUGUUCGUCUCUCUUCUCUUCGCGAUCUCACCAACUGAAGGGUAUGAUCCUUUGGACCCCAACGGAAACAUUACGAUCAAAUGGGAUCUCAUUGUCGGCGGCUCUGCACCCACCGUACUAGUAACAAUCACUAACCUGCAACAAUACCGGCACAUAGAGCAGCCAGGAUGGAGAAUUAGCUGGGACUGGAAAAACCAUGAAGCCAUAUGGGACAUAAGGGGGGCGGAGGCAACCGAGCAAGGCAACUGCUCCGCCUUCCUUUCCUCCUCGGCCCCGCCCCCUCAUUGCUGUCUACGUCAUCCCGUCAUCGUCGAUCUCCUCCCCGGUUCUCCCUACAACCUUCAGGUCGCCAACUGUUGCCGUGGUGGCUUUAUCUCGUCCAUGAAUCAAGAUUCUUCCAAGUUCGCUUCCUCUUUCCAGAUGAGCAUUGGUUCCUCCGAUACUGAGCCUUACGAGUUCUCUGUUCCCGAGAAUUUCACCUUGGGUGUCCCGGGUUAUACCUGUGGGAACGCUACCUCUGUUGAACCGACCAAGUUCACCGAGAAAAAUAGGCGUCACAAAAAACAGGCUCUAGCAACUUGGCAUAUUACGUGCGUAUAUUCGCAGAUUCAGUCGUCACCGGCCCCUAAAUGCUGUGUCUCGUUGUCUGCUUUCUACAACGAAACUGUUGUUCCUUGCCAGAGGUGUAGUUGUGGCUGCCAAGGUCUGUCCGGGGCCCGCUGUGUCAACAAAGGAGAGGCGCCUCAGUUGCUGCAACAGCACCAAGAUCCUACUGUGGAAGUGCCACCGGUGGUGCAGUGUACACGGCAUAUGUGCCCAAUAAAAGUCCACUGGCAUGUCAAAGUGAAUUACAGAGAGUAUUGGAGGGUUAAGGUCACGGUAACAAACUUCAACGUAAUAAAGAAUUACUCGGAAUGGAACCUGGUGGUGUUGCACCCGAAUUUGAAGAGCAUCCAACAGGUAUUCAGCUUCAACUACAAGCCCCUUCGCCAGUACGGCUACCUUAACGACACUGCUAUGUUCUAUGGGCUUCCCUUCUACAAUGAUGUAUUGCUUCAAUCAGGAGAGACUGGAAAUGUACAGUCAGAAAUUCUGCUUAAAAAGGAUCAAGGGAACUUCACCUUCAGUGAAGGUUGGGCUUUUCCCCGAAGAAUUCUCUUCAACGGUGAUGAAUGUGUCAUGCCUUCACCCGAUGACUACCCGAGGCUGCCCAACCGUGCUGCUUCCGCUGACAUUAGCCUUCUCCCCGUCUUUCUCUCAGUUCUUCUGCUAGCAUUUGUAUGAUGAAACAGUCAUCGGACCUCAUCGGAACUUCAUUCUUGAAGCUCCGGCUA
Messenger RNA from Tarenaya hassleriana, 1525 nucleotides. RefSeq names its product COBRA-like protein 6. The transcript has 6 exons. Gene Ontology annotation, biological process: cellulose microfibril organization; plant-type cell wall cellulose biosynthetic process. The coding region runs from base 144 to 1475 and encodes 443 amino acids. Gene Ontology annotation, cellular component: plasma membrane. The record is from RefSeq and is a predicted model, not a curated record. NCBI's taxonomy places the organism in Eukaryota, Viridiplantae, Streptophyta, Magnoliopsida, Brassicales, Cleomaceae.